AAUGUGCGAGUUCCAAUCGGCCUACGUCACUUCUUUCAGUACAGAGGUAUUGCGUCAGCAAGGUCGUCUACUGGGAAUAGCCAGCCGGGGACGACCGGUGUUCCGUCAGUGCGCCGCCAAGGUCACGCAGAGGACGUGCCAGUGCGCGCUUUAAAAGCGAUGUUGCAGGGCAUCUGCCGGCAGGUCCCGUCGUGCGCUGGUGCGAGGGGGUUGCGGUUGCACGUCUGCGGCAAAGGUGGUCGGAAGGUUAAACCAGGGUCUGAGCAAUGGGGCAACUAUCCAACAGCAGAACAUGAUGUGACCCUAGGUCAUGAGUUCUGUGGUCUGGUGGUUGAGAUUGGUGCUGAUGUCAAGACCCUGAAGGUUGGCAACAAGGUGACUGUUGACCCCUACAGAGGAUGCUACAAGUGCCGAUACUGCGCCGGCGGCAACCCGCAGUUCUGCAUGCACGAGGGCCCGCGGAACGCGCUGGGCUUCUUCCUGGACGGCGGCUGGGCCGAGUACUGUGUGGCGCCGGCGCAGCAGGUGCACAGGAUCUCGGCGUCGCUCAACCUGGGCCUGGACCUGGCCUGCCUGGUUGAGACGCUCUCCACCAUCCAGCACGGCAUCGACCGCAUCGGCGUGGUGCCGCACGACGCCAACGUGCUCAUUAUCGGCGCCGGCAUCAUCGGCAUCCUGUACGCCUGCAUCUUCCACCUGCACGGCCACAAGUCGCUGGUCGUAUCGGAGCCGUCGGCCGAGCGGCGCGCGCGCAUCGAGGUGCUGGAGCUGGGCUACCGGGCGCUGACGCCCGACCAGACGCGCGAGGUGAUGACCGAGGCGGCGCGCGACCUCGACCACGACGGCCUUGACUACGUCAUCGACUGCUCCGGCUACGCGCCGGCCGUGGAAGAGGCGUUCCAGUGGCUGCGCAAGGGCGGCCAUCUGUGCAUCUUCGGCGUGGCGCCGCCCACCGCCAAGAUCAGCAUCUCGCCCAAUCAGAUGUUCCACAAGGAGCUGACGGUGCUCGGCACGCUCACCAACCCCUUCUGCUACCCCAAGGCGACGGCGCUGACGGCCGCGCUCGGGCAGCGCUACCUGUCCUAUGAGAAACUGGCCAUCGAGACGUUCGAGUUGGACCAAUAUGAGACUGCGCUCAGUCGACUGGCCAGCGGCGUCAUCUCCAAGGCCGUCUUCAAGUUUCCCGAGUAGGGGAGGUUUGGUGAAGCGGCGACCGAUGAGGCAGCCCCUAGUCAAAUGUAUUUAUAUGAAUGUUGUAAUUGUGCUGUGUCACCUGCAGGAUCAUUUGAUACUGGCGUUUUUUCUCGUUAGCGUACGCUCUUGUAGCUUUGCCCUGUAUCGAGCCACUUUUGAACCUUAUUGUUGCCCGUACUCAAGUCAUUUUUGAACCUUAUUAUUACCAAAGACCUGUUGAGCUUUACAGAUCGUGCUGAUCUCCUGCGCUAGAUGUUGAGUGAUCGCGGUGGUACGAUCCGAUCCGAUCAUGGGCGCCACCUGAUUUGCCAGUCACGCAGUUUGCAAUUGCAAUCCACAAGUAUGCAAGGAAUAUACCGAUACGAAAUACUC
Messenger RNA from Pollicipes pollicipes, 1566 nucleotides. Its product is annotated as D-arabinitol dehydrogenase 1. NCBI's taxonomy places the organism in Eukaryota, Metazoa, Arthropoda, Thecostraca, Pollicipedomorpha, Pollicipedidae. Gene Ontology annotation, molecular function: zinc ion binding; oxidoreductase activity. The coding region runs from base 160 to 1191 and encodes 343 amino acids. The record is from RefSeq and is a predicted model, not a curated record. The transcript has 3 exons.